GCUGUCAGUCCAAAGUUCGCUUACGACGACGAGGCAUGGAAAAUUUUUUAUUUGCACACGCGUGAACAGUUUUUUCAGCCCCAAGUGCAUUCCGUUGUGUAAGGAAAGUUGCAGAAAUCUGUCGCGAAAAGGAAGGGAAAAUCGAUUUUUCUUCACCAAUUCGCAGCAGUACUCAGUGCGAUUACUCAUCCAGACGCGAGUAGAGUGAUUAGUGUGUGACGUAAAGUUCGGGAAUUGCUUAAUAUUACCAGCAUUAGCGUUCGGUAGUGAAAUCUUAGCUGAAGAGUCAUCACUCAGCAGCAGCAGCACACGGGACAUCGAAAUCGAUCGAUAAGUGAUUUCCCAGCAGUAGCAGCAGGAGUGAGUAAGCAGCGGCAGUAGCAGCAGCAGCUGGACAAGCACAUCAUGCUCGGUGCUUCAUUUCACAACAUUGCUAGCGACUUUGAUGCCCGAGUGGAUAAAAACGAAAAUCGUCUGUACAAAACGACUGGCAUAGCCAAAGGUACUUUUAUUGCGAGUGAAACAAUCUGUCCCGUAACAGGUUUGCCUAUCGUAGUGCCGCAACCUCAGGGGAGAAGAUCCUGAUUUCUGUCGACGACGUCGACGUGAGCCGCGAACAGAGUGAAACACAGCGGGCCAGGCACUGAUUGCAAUUUUUGACUUUGCUACUAAAUCAUAAAAUAAGUGUGGGAGAGAACAAUUUCGAAACGGCUUACGGCUCAAAACUUGUUAAGUCAAAAUAGACGAAGAAAAAAAAAAAGUAAAACCUACACGCUAGUAGAGAAAGGUGCGCAUAGAAGCUGGUUUUAAAUUUAGAGAAGCAAAUAGGAAAACGGUAGGAUUUUCUGUUGAGUUGCAGUUGAACAGUGGAAGCAGGCUGAAGUCGUUUCCGUCGAGUGGCAAAGAAAAGUGCAGCAGCGCCAAGAUGCCGCGGAAUCGCAAGAAACAUCUCGCCAAUGGCUACUCGCACCACAACGUGGAAUCCGAUGACGAACUGUCCAACGACGCCGGCAGCGUGUACUCUUACCAGUCGGAGAACGCUAACGAUGCGUCCAACAACAACAACAACUUCGAUGGCGACCAGCCGGAUCAAACCGGCGGAGGCGGUUUGGAAAAAUACGAGGAGAAACUGCUGCAGGCUAUCGAGAACGCCUCGGACAAAUCGCUCCAGACGCGCAUCAACGCGUUCCAGGUGAUCAACGAGGUGCUGGUCCACCACUACAUACCGGACUUUAUCGACGACCGCAAGAUGACCCUGAUGGACGCAAUCGAAAAGUCAAUCAAGAAGGGCAAAGGUUCCGAGCAGUCGUGGGCGGCUCGGAUCAUUCCACUGUUGGUGAUUCAACUGGACGGCGCCGAUGAUAUUAACGAACUGAUAAAAGUGCUGAAACCGGUGCUGGUGGCGACCGCGCUGGACACGGCCGCUUCCUAUGAUGCCCGGGCCAAGUGCUGCAUGGCACUGGGAUUGAUGAACUUUCUCGCUUCGGACGACCCGGGCGAUCUACUGCCACUGAUGAAAAAUUUUGAAACCAUCUUCUCCGGAAGCUAUCUGAAGGGCGACAGCAGUCCGAGCACGGCCGGUAUUGACGCUGCCACACUGCACAGCUCCGCGCUCAGUGCUUGGGCUCUACUGCUAACACAGAUCCCCUCCGGUGAUCUCGUAACCAUGGUCACCAGUGGAAGUGCUCUAAUCCCUUCAAUCAAAAAACUAACUGGAAUGCUUCAAAGCUCCCACCUGGAGGUCCGCAUGGCUGCCGGAGAGACACUGGCUCUUAUCUUGGAAAGUGGCCGUUCACACGACGAAGAAUUCCUGGCCGAAGAGCUAAACGAUCUGAUCGAAGCCACCCAAAAGUUGGCCACCGAUGCUCACAAAUAUCGCGCCAAGCGUGACCGCAAGGUACAACGGGCCACCUUCCGGGAUGUGCACCGCUACCUGGAAGAGGACAUCUCACCGGAAAUCUCCAUCAAGUUUGGCAAGGAAACGCUGCUCCUGGACACCUGGUCACUGCACCAUCAAUACAUCUGCCUGCGUAAUGCGCUCGGCUUCGGUAUGCACGUUCACCUGUCGGAGAAUGGCUUUCUGCGCGAUGUUCUCGAGCUCGGUGCCAAGAUGGACGAACAGGAACGCAACUCCAAGAUAGCUAAAGCGGAGAAAAAGUUUAUCAAUGCUGCCGCUUUCAAGGCACGAUCGAUCACGCGUGGCAAAAAUCGCGAUAAACGGUCCGCUGUUAUCAACUGAACCUAACACCUAGUGAUGGCUGUAAAUAAGUGUGAUUAACUAUUUUUUUUGUCUCAAGAAAACAAAAACAACCGUUCAAUUAUUUUCAUACUUCGUUUAGUUUAGGUCAUUCAAAUCUUAUUUGUACACUUGGUGCUUGAAUGAAUUUCCUUAGCGGUGUUUGAAGUGUUUUUAAACAAUACGAUACAAUCCGUAGAAUGGUUCAAAUUUUUUUGGAGCAGCCCAAAUUCCUUGUGGAGCAGCAUUACUGAAAAAACGGUUAGUUUUUAGACUCGACACAAUAAUCCCUAAAUAAACAAUGACCAGUGGUGCCCAUUUUGUCUUCAACCGUAGCAGCUUUUCUCUAGGUAAAACAAUAAAUUUCGUAUAGUAGGAAGCAAAACGAAAGACGUUUUCUGGUGGAAGAAAGUAGAUGUCAUCCCUCUCCCUACCAUGUUUACUAGUGUUGUACUGCAAACAAACCCGUAACCCGUGACCGAUAUAGUAAACUAUCCAAUUGCGUGUAGGGAAGGAGUUCCGUGUAAUACUAUUAUUAUUAUUAUUAUAGCCCAAAACCAGUUAGUGUGCGUAAUAAACGAUUAAAAUAAAGUAAUCCGUGCAUCGCAAAUCGA
Molecule: messenger RNA, 2850 nt
Organism: Wyeomyia smithii (pitcher-plant mosquito)
Lineage: Eukaryota; Metazoa; Arthropoda; Insecta; Diptera; Culicidae
Gene: Ifrd1
Product: interferon-related developmental regulator 2
Exons: 2
Coding region: 926-2239 (437 amino acids)
Source: RefSeq, a predicted model, not a curated record